AUGUUAAGGGUAAACUACACCGUACUCUUAUCUAACAAUGGGCAAGCCAUGAACGAGGCACCUAAAGAAUGCGACUCGAAUGCUAAAAUUGUGAAAGGCAAAUUGAAUCAGUUUCUGACCCCAUUCGAGAUAGCGAGUGUGUUCGCGGCGUACGACCUGGGCUGUGCCAUAACCUUAUUCAAUGCUGAUAGUUUAGAAGACCACUUUGGAGCCACUAUAUGUAUCGGCGUUGGGCUACUGUUGGCCGCUGUUGUAACCAUGUUCAGCACGUUCGGAAUUAUUUACGAGAAUCUAUACGUUUUGGUGGUAGCAAGGUUUUUAAUAGGAUUGUUUUCGGGGCAUGUUUUACCGCAGAUGAGCAUUUUGAUGAUGGAUUGGAGUCCUAUGUAUGAAAGAAAUGUUUUUGGAGCCAUUCUUUUCGGUUCUAGCGUUGGUGUGAUCGUCACAUUUUCGGCGUGCAGUUGGACCACCAGAACUUGGGGCGCCGAUUUGGUUAUUUACUCCACCGGUGGAAUAACGGUGAUUUGGUCUGCAAUUUGGCUAUGGUAUGUUAGUGACGUUCCAAUACGUCACACUCGAAUCACACAAGAAGAAUUAAAUGAGAUAGCUUGGCAGCGUGUGUCAGUCGAUAUGUUCAGGGAUAGAAGAAGGAGGACGCCAUGGUCUAAAAUAUUGCACUGCUCGAAAAUAAGGGCCUUGUUUGUAUUAUUGUGCUGCAAUGGGUGGAAUUUGAACUAUUUUAGGUACUACGGACCUUUAUAUUUCAAGCGCAUUACGUCUUCUACAAACAGUGGAGCAUUCUGGUUAACUUCAGCUGCAUUUUUGACCAGAAUGGUAUUGGGUAUUCUGUGUUUACCUCUGCUGAGAUACAUCAUAAUACAAAAUAGAAUGUCGGUGACUGUACUAAGAAAGUCAAUCGCUUUUAUUGCGCAAGUAAUUCCUGGAACGAUAGCGUUAACGACAAUUGCCGUACACUGCAAGGAGUCGGUGAAUAUUGUGAUUGGACUUUUAAUUCUUGGUUUUAACGGUGCCUUUAUUGGUAGCGGCUUUAUAAAUGCGUUAGAUUUGGCGCCUCAUUUUGCACAGGCACUUUUUGCACCCAUGCAAGCUUUAAUUUGCGUCAUAACAGCGGUUAUGCCGUUUAUGGUUGCCUACAUCUCAGAGUUGGUUAAGGAGAAGGUGUACGUCAACGUGAUGAUGAUCGGUCUCGUUUAUGUGGUUGGAGGGCUUACAUUCAUAACCUUUGGAUCAGCUACCGUACAGCCUUGGGAUAUAGCCGAAGCAAGGCGCAUGGUUCAGUCAUCGAUAUCAGUGACGCAUUUGGGAUAUGAACUUGAUAGAGAAGCAGAUGACGAUGAACAGAACUCGGGAUUGUGCUAGUAAAACGAAUUAAUAAUAAUAAAUGGUGAGAGGAGAGGGGGUUCUCUAACUAGUUUAACUUAUGUGUACCCGCAUUUAAAUAAAUUUAAAAUUACUUUAUAA
Molecule: messenger RNA, 1482 nt
Organism: Photinus pyralis (common eastern firefly)
Lineage: Eukaryota; Metazoa; Arthropoda; Insecta; Coleoptera; Lampyridae
Product: sialin-like
Exons: 7
Coding region: 1-1380 (459 amino acids)
Biological process (GO): transmembrane transport; monoatomic anion transport
Molecular function (GO): transmembrane transporter activity
Source: RefSeq, a predicted model, not a curated record